AUGUCGGUGCUGGCCAAGACUGACUCGGAGGUCAGCAGCCUCAGUCACUCCUCCCCCGGGCGCUCGCCACGCAGAAGCAGCGAGCGUGGCGCAGUUUACUACGUGCAGAGCCCCUCCCGGGACUCCCAUGAUGGCGAGAAGACCACCAACUCCUUCCACUCCAGCCCGAUGGGAUCGCCGCCGCACUCCCACUCCAACUCAUCCCUCGGCCCCCACUCGCGCGAGUCCGCCUCCACCCGGUUCUCCGGCUCGCGGAGCAGCAAGCAACACAACAGUGGACCCCAAAGCAAGGGGUGGAGGCCGUGGAAGGAUCAGUUCGACUCUAUUGAAGAAGAGGGCCUUCUCGAUGAUGACAACGAAAACGAUGGUCUCUCCCGCCGGUGUUACUUUCUCGCUUUCAUCUUCGGCUUCUUUGCACUUUUUACUGUGUUCUCCUUGAUACUAUGGGGUGCGAGUAGGGCACAGAAGCCUGUUAUCACUAUGAAGAGCAUUAGAUUUGAUCAAUUUCUGGUUCAAGCCGGGGAGGAUUUCUCAGGAGUGGCUACCAACAUGGUGUCCAUGAAUUCCACCGUAAAGUUCACAUUCCGCAACACUGCUACAUUUUUCGGCGUCCAUGUCAAAUCAACUUCUCUUGAUCUCUCAUUUUUCGAGCUCACCGUAGCCAGCGGAAUGACAAAUUUUUUUUACCAAUCGAGAAAGAGUCAGAGGCCGAUUACAGUUAAUUUGAUAGGGAACAAAAUUCCACUUUACGGUGGGGGAGCAACUCUGGGAAGCUUGAACGGUGCACCUAUUCAACCACUGACAUUGGCACUGAAGUUCGAGGUGAGAUCGAGGGCUAAUGUUUUGGGAAGAUUGGUGAGGCCUAAGUUCAACAGGAGAGUCGAGUGCACUGUAGUUAUGGAUCCUAAGAAGAUGAACAUGGCCGUUGCCUUGAAGAACAAGUGCACUUACUAG
Molecule: messenger RNA, 954 nt
Organism: Argentina anserina (silverweed cinquefoil)
Lineage: Eukaryota; Viridiplantae; Streptophyta; Magnoliopsida; Rosales; Rosaceae
Exons: 3
Coding region: 1-954 (317 amino acids)
Source: RefSeq, a predicted model, not a curated record